This is a messenger RNA of Alosa sapidissima (American shad), 3364 nucleotides long. RefSeq names its product TBC1 domain family, member 19 (gene tbc1d19). Bases 102 to 1682 code for a protein of 526 amino acids. The record is from RefSeq and is a predicted model, not a curated record. Lineage: Eukaryota; Metazoa; Chordata; Actinopteri; Clupeiformes; Clupeidae. The transcript has 21 exons.
GGUCCUUAGUUGCUUGGUUACGGUAGUGGGGUCUGCAUCUGCAGAUUUCAGCUAGCAAGAGUUGCUAGCUAAAGAAGGAGUUGUUUACAUGGAAUCACAUAAUGAUGGAUGAGGAAACUGAGCUGUCGUUUACAAUCGCCCAAAUUGUUCAGCGCUUAAAAGGAACACAUUUGCAUUCUCAGCUAGAAAGGCAGGCGAAAGAAUGUUUGCACAGACCGGAUAUAAAACUUGAAUCACUUAAAGACGAUGUUCGGAAUUUCUUGAAAGUAUCGGGUUGGGAGAGGAAGCUUCAGAAUGCAGUGUACAGAGAAUUGCAUAUCAGGCCUCCCCCCAGGCACCCUGCUGCCCCCCCUGAGCACACCAAAGAGCCACUGGCUUACAUGCGCAAGGCCCAGGCCAGCUGGGAGAAGAGGAUCCUGAAAAGUCUGAACAGCAUGUGCACUGAACUAGGGGUUCCACUGGCGAGCAAGAGGCCAGUGCCAGAACAGAGGGAGCUGUCAAACAAGUGGAACGAGAUGGGGACGGAUGAACCAGACCUGAGUAAAUUCAGGCCUGUCUACGCUCCCAAGGACUUCCUGGAGGUGUUGAUCAGCUUGCGAAACCCUAACCUGGACUGCAGUGAGGAGGUGGGCUCCCAUAGCCACUGGGGUCUGAUCCAGGUGCCCCUCCACAUCAGAGAUGUCCCCCAGCUGAGGGAGGCUUGUCCUGAACUGACCCUGACCAGCGGGCAACUCGGCAUCGAUGACCACCCUCACGUUCCCGCAGAUUUGUUUGAAAGUGAGCACAUUCGUCUGGGCAAGAGAGUACUGAGUGAGCAGGACAGUGCCGCAGCUCAUCAGUACAGCAGGCAGGGCUGCCCCACUGGCCUGAGAGCUGAACUCUGGGCCCUGAUACUAAACUCCACCAACGAGCCAGAGGACAUCAUGCACUAUGAGCAGCUGAAGGCUGGGGUCAUUCAGCAUGACCUGCUGGUGGACAACCUCAUCUAUAAGGAUGUGAAGCUGACUGCAAGUAAUGAUGACUACUACUUUGUGUUUGAGGAUUUCCUCUAUCAGAUCUUGCUGUGUUUUUCACGUGACACAACGGUGCUUGAGCACUUCAAUUACAACAGUGCCACUCCGCCCAAGUCCUACAUACAAGGCAAGACAGAAGAGGAUGGAUAUGCUGUUAUUUAUCCUCCGAAUGGUGUUAUCCCUUUUCAUGGCUUCUCCAUGUAUGUGGCCCCUCUGUGUUUUCUGUACAACGAGCCGUCCAGGCUGUACGGUGUGUUCAGGGAGAUGUACGUGCGCUACUUCUUCAGAUUGCAUUCCAUCUCCUCCCACCCCUCAGGUAUUGUGUCCCUUUGUCUUCAGUUUGAGAGACUGCUGCAGGCUCACUUGCCCCAACUCUUCUACCACCUCAGAGAAAUCGGUGCCCAGCCCUUGUCCAUAGCCUUCAAGUGGAUGGUGCGUGCAUUCUCGGGAUACCUUUCCACUGACCAGCUCCUGUUGCUGUGGGACCGUGUCCUCGGCUUUGACUCACUAGAGAUUGUGGCAGUUCUGGCGGCUGCCGUGUUUGCCUUCCGAGCCGAGAACCUGAUGGAAGUGACAUCACUGGCCUCUGCUGAGGCCGUCCUUGCUGACCUCUCUACCCUGAAGGUCAUGCCCCUGAUCCAGAUCUUCGUCUUCGCCACGGUUAUCUAACCCUCCAAGAGAAGAUGAGGAGGAGGAGGAGGAGGAGGAGGAGGGGGGAGAGGCAGGGGAGGGGAAGAGGCUAAGUCUUCUGAGCCAUUCCCACGCCAACGCCGCAUGCCUUCCUUUUUAUCCCUCACGCCAGCUCCACACCAAACGAUGGAACGCAGGGGAGAGGAACAACAAGGAGGAGGACACCGCAAACGACCAAAACCUCCCAGUGUGGUCCAAGGCUGGUCGUAGAGGGACAAGCCAUUAACCGCCUGUCAUAGUACCCUCGUUACACACGGGCACACCAUGUGUCACGCCACCUGCGCCCGCUCCGGUGCUGUCUCACUCGCACCGUUGCCACCCGUGGAUCAUUUUACCCUGCUGUAUGCCUUACCCCAAACUUGACCCCCCAUCCCCCACCCUCCCCCAGCUUGCAUUCUCAUCUGAAAACCCCCAUCCAUAUGCCAAUGCUCCAUAACUAGCUCAAAAUGCAUGCAUCGCCAAUUGCAGAAGCUGAAAAACUCCUUGCAUUUCCUUUGACCAAUUUCAUGUGGCAUAGCAAUGUACUGUAUAUAAUUUACUUUUUGCACAACAAGUGCAAAGUGUUAUUUAAAUGUUAGUAACCACUGCUUUGUCAUUGCUGAUAAUCAUCAAAAUUGAGAAAGGGAAGAAACAUGAUAGAUUUUAUUUCCAUGAUGGAUGUUUUCCUUUAAUCCAAAGGGCUGUACCAGCCACCACUCCAUUUUGCCAGAAAUUCAGUUACUCUGUCACACAGCUUGGUCUUUUGAACCCCCGAGAUUUUUCUUUUGUAGGUUAAUGUUGUAUUUCUGGCCAAAAAGUCUCUUUUUAACCUACAUACAUGUUAUAGUAAGCUGUAAUGAAAAGUUUCUAGAUGAUUGUAUGUAUACUGUACACAGCUUUGUAGAUUGUUUUUGUUGCAUGGUUAGAAAAAAGAAAUGCCUUGCUCAGACAGACAGUAACUGGUGCUUGACUUAUGACUUAACAUGGUAGUAUCCCCCAAACAUGGUAUCUAACCUUGCUCUUUUCCAGUAACCAAUAUAUAAUUCAGCAACCAGUAUUUGUCAGGAUGCCAGCCUAUUCUUUGGGUUCACCUCUUGUACAGGUAUUGAUUGCUAUAUGUGCUAAUAUGAGUGUACUGAGAUUGAGAUUGUUUUCAUUAUGAGCUGUUUGUCAAUAUUCACUCUGCAUACUUCACUUGAUGGGAACCAGUUGCAAUCCUGGCCAGACUGAAAGCAGCACCGCAGGUAUAUGCGACUUAUCACUGGUUUGGCUGGCAAAGAACACUUCCAUUUUUUUAAGGAAAAAAUGCGUUCUCAUAUGCAACACCUGGUGACGCCAUGGAAACCAAAAGGUGAGCGAUGGGUGUAGCAUUUAGUCAUUGGUGUCGACUUGUUUUAAAUUCCUUACACUUAUUUACUAUGUUUUUUUUUGUAGUUGUGUUAUUGUUUUUAUUUGGUUAAAUAUGUAUUGUUUACCAAUAACUGUCCCAUGCCUUGAUCACAUGUGUCAUAUGUUAUAUAUUUAGAUGUUUUAUUAUUUAUUAUUAGCUGAUGGUUGAUUUCAGCCAUUUUGUUAUGCCUUAUAUUGCAGUAGGCCUAAAUAUCAUGUCAGCAUCACUUUACAUUACAUGGACAAUGCCAGGAAUUAAUUACCCAAAUAAAAUAACUAAUGCAUUUGACAUA